AUGUCAAGCAUUAUCUCCUCUCGUCUUCCUCCGGAAAUACUUCAAGAUAUAUUCAAAUACAAUGUUGAGAUCAAAAACCGGCACGCACGUUAUAAGAAUCUAGCUACAUCAUGCCUUUUGGUAAAUCGUUAUUGGAGCAUGAAUGCUAUUUCAAUCAUGUGGGAAGAACCUUUAAAUAUUUGCGCGGGAAAAGAAAAAUCUUUAGAAAAAAUCCUCAAAGUUUACAUUUCAAAUUUACCCAAAGUAUCAAAGUCUUUAUUAAAAAAUUUAGAGUGUCAGUUUGAAAUUCCUUUAAAUCAACCUACCUUCAACUACGCUUCUUUUUUACAAAAACUCGAAUUGCAAAACCUUUAUGAUACCAUUAAUCAAUUCAUCCUUCAUAAAGCUUAUUACUCUAUUUGUAAAUACGAUAGAACUGCCAACCAACGAAUUGGUCUAUUACAAGAAUUAGUCAAGCAUUUCAUUUCUGAAAGUCCAAAAUUAAAUGCUGAUGAAUUAAAAGAUAUUAUAAAAUACAAAUCACUGAAUAAUCUUGAUGAAUUUGAUUUGUGUCAACCUACGGUGAAUAACUUGUAUAUUUCAAGUAUACUUCAAAACACAAAUAAUAAUCUUAAAGUAUUAAAAUUAAAUGGGAUGAAAUCGAUUGAUCCUGAAAAUGAAGAAUUAUUAUUUAAGUCGAUUACGGAGAAUUGUACAAUGUUGAAGGAAUUAGUAAUUUCUUUAACUACAUCCACAGCAAAAUAUUUUCCAACAUGUAUUCGUACGCUUACUCAUCUUCAAAAUUUAAGAGUGGAUCGAUAUGAAGAUGAUCAAUCAUUUGAAGAAGAUAUGAGUAUUUGGGCCGAAGCUCUUGGUAAAAACAUUUCUUUAUCCAUAAAAAUACUUUCGUUAGAUAAAAAUUUAAAUUUGAACACGGAAGCAUUUGAAAAAUUUCUUUGCCAAUGUUAUAAUAGAG
Racocetra persica is the source of this 955-nucleotide messenger RNA. The record is from the annotation of a GenBank genome assembly. NCBI's taxonomy places the organism in Eukaryota, Fungi, Glomeromycota, Glomeromycetes, Diversisporales, Gigasporaceae.